Messenger RNA from Liolophura sinensis, 2098 nucleotides. RefSeq lists its product as uncharacterized. NCBI's taxonomy places the organism in Eukaryota, Metazoa, Mollusca, Polyplacophora, Chitonida, Chitonidae. The transcript is spliced from 5 exons. Bases 133 to 1083 code for a protein of 316 amino acids. The record is from RefSeq and is a predicted model, not a curated record.
UGGCUCAUAAGCGUUACAUUCCUUCGUAUUUAUCAUCGUUGGAGCGGUUUUAGCUUCUCUGGAUUCUUUAUCGUCGACAGGAACAGUCCUACCCCUAUCACUGAUUACCUCGCGGGCACUUGACACAGUUGUAUGUCUAUCAAUAUGCUGCUUCACUGGAUUUUGCCUGUCUUCUGCCUGUUGAUUCCAUCCGUGUCUGCACAAGAUGUUGCAACACAUUGUUUCGAAGACACGCAGGCCGAGGCCAAAUUGUACUUAGAGUGCCCGUCCAACUUCACCAUCGUCGUCCAGGGCAUGCUGUUUGGCAGGAACAGUUACAGAGAGUGUAGCUACACCAGCGACACAUGUGUGGUGCAACCUCCAGAUAUCGAUGCUACAGAUUGCUUGGGACGACAAAACUGUACCAUCACUGCGCGCCGAAUUUACUCGGUGGACUGUGGCGGAUAUGUGGAAUUCUUCCGGGUUAUUUACGAAUGCUUCCCUGUUGUAGUUGCCAGAAACGUCAGCCUCGAAACCACCACUUCCAGCAAGCGUGUGGUGCCAAUGUUUGGCAUGGACACCCCAAUCACAAAAUCAAAGGACAAUGAAAAAGGUCCAGAUCUUGGUAUGAUACUGGCGGUGGUCGGCUGUGUCCUAGGAACUCUUUACAUCAGCAUCGUUUGCAUUGUCUUGGCUGUCCUACUUCGAAGAAAUGGUGAUAAGAGGCAUUUGGCAAAGGAUGAAGAGCAGCCCACAGAGCUAGAUAAUUCAGGUUUUCGAGGAUCAGACCAUUUGAGAGAUCAUGAGAAUUCUGCAGAUUCUUCUGGGCCGAGAGAUUCUAACCGUAACAUCGUGUCUGGACGACCAGGGCCUUAUGGAAGGGAAAGAGAGCCACAGGUGGUCCUCGAGAACGAAACGCCGUCAGGCAGAAGCCAUAGAGAUAAAAACUUUAACUCCAAUCUGCAACAAGCCAGUAAAAUCGCACCGAAAAGCUUGUUUUCAACGAAGGACAUUAACAAUUCCAAGCAGAGCUCUGAUAAUACCAACAACAACGUCGAACAACUGAGUUUUGACGAGUCGUCAAGGAAUACGUCGAACUGUUGAGUAACUUAUGUGCAAACUGUCGAACUGCUGAGUAACUUCUGUGCAAACUGUCGAACUUCGCGAGAAAGGUAACUUAGUGAGCAGAUUCCAGAAAAGAGAUCUCAAGCCGGAUGUUCUGUUCUUGAAUGUCGGAAGAAAAUUCUUGAGCUAAUGUCUCAACUAAUCAACAGCCUGUUUAACAAAUGUAAACUGUGGUCAUAUUGGCUGAAAAAUUCCCGUCUUCUGACGGCAGGCCUAAAACAAAUAUAGGGAUUCUGUGAUGUUGCCCUGCGCCAUGUGUAAUUCUCGCCCUGUUAUUUACCAUAUUUAUUUAUAUCAUGACGAUGUUUACAGUGUUUACACUUCACAAGUGCUUGUCAUUUCACACGGCGUUUCACGCUUCUCAUUUUGUAUAUAUUUCACCCCUCACUAAUCGCUAGAACACGCUCUUCUGUCUUUAUAUUUUCAUUCACUCACAGACAAUGUCUGACGUGUUAUUCGGAAUGAUUCAUUUUACAUAUUGUCAUGCAUGCUGCAUUACUCACGGCUGAUAUAACAUUCCAUCGAAUCAUGCAGUGUGAUUUACAUGUAUUGCUGCGUAAUAAGGCCAUCAUGCGCAUAGCACACAGCUGGUAAAGAAACCAAAUGCAAAGUCUUAAAAGAAGAAUACACCUAUAAUAUAAUUUCGUUUUUUAAAAUAUAUUUUUCAAUAAUCCACGGUUAAACACAGUUACUUUUUCUUGCGUAUAAUAUAUUGCUACAAAGGACUGAUGUAACAUUUGCUCCGUAAUCAAACAAAAAGUCGCAUUUGUUAAUUAUUCGAGGCUUUUGUGUUCCUGAUUUGUGGAAUGUAAUUCGAAUUAAAUUCGGAUUCGUGUAGAUGACCAUUACGUAUUUAUAAGUGUGAGUGAGUGGAUUGUCAGUGUGAAUGUUUUCGAUAAUUAGAAAUGCGUAUUAUUUAUUACAAAAUGGCAAAGUUAUUUUGCUAACCAAAGUUAUAAGAUGUAGGCCAUACAUUUGUGUAUAAAUGUACAAA